Molecule: messenger RNA, 2815 nt
Organism: Morus notabilis
Lineage: Eukaryota; Viridiplantae; Streptophyta; Magnoliopsida; Rosales; Moraceae
Product: ubiquitin carboxyl-terminal hydrolase 14
Exons: 21
Coding region: 157-2583 (808 amino acids)
Biological process (GO): protein deubiquitination
Molecular function (GO): cysteine-type deubiquitinase activity; protein binding; zinc ion binding
Source: RefSeq, a predicted model, not a curated record
AUAAUAAUAAUAAUAACAAAAAAAGAAAAUUCAACUUCUCCAAAGUUCUCUCCCACCUCUCUCUGUUACAAAAGAGAGACUCACUUUAGCAUAAGCCUUAGGGCAAAGCAGACAUUCUUCUUCUUCUUCUCUCAAUUUCUGUGAUUCUGCAAAGCCAUGGUGGAGGCCAUGGAAUUUCUCCGAUCCAAUCUCUCCCGCGUUCGGAUCCCCGAGCCCACCAACCGUAUCUACAAGCAGGAAUGCUGCUUAUCCUUUGACACUCCGAAAUCCGAAGGUGGCUUGUUCAUCGACAUGACUACAUUUCUUGCUUUUGGAAAGGAAUGUGUUGGUUGGAACUAUGAGAAGACUGGAAACCCUGUUUAUUUGCAUAUAAAGCAAACAAAAAAGUUGGUUCCCGAAGAUAGACCUUUAAAGAAACCUACUUUACUGGCUAUAGGUGUUGAUGGUGGAUUUGACAACAAUGAAAUUGAUUAUGAAGAGACCUACAGUAUAGUCAUGUUGCCUGAUUAUGUAACUCUUCCUUUUCCUUCUGUGGAGUUACCAGAGAAGGUAAGGUUGGCAGUUGAUGCCAUUUUAAGGGCUGAAGGUGCUGAGAGGAAAGAGCAAGUUGCAGCCUGGACAGCUGAUAAAAAGCAAAUUAGUGCAUAUGCAAUGAGUUUACAACAAAUUGGCAAUGGUGUUAUUGUUCCCCCAUCUGGGUGGAAAUGUUUCAAGUGUGAUAAGACAGAAAAUCUUUGGCUGAACCUAACUGAUGGAAUGAUUCUCUGUGGACGAAGAAAUUGGGAUGGAACUGGUGGCAACAACCACGCCGUUGAGCAUUAUAAGGAAACAGGCUAUCCUCUUGCUGUAAAACUGGGGACAAUUACGGCUGAUUUGGAAGGAGCAGAUAUUUACUCUUACCCAGAGGAUAAUAGUGUUUUGGAUCCUCUUCUAGCACAACAUCUGGCAUUUUUUGGAAUUGAUUUUUCAUCACUACAGAAGACAGAAAUGACUACUGCUGAAAGAGAACUUGACCAGAAUACCAAUUUUGAUUGGAACCGGAUUCAAGAAAGCGGACAGGAUGUGGAGCCUAUUUGCGGACCUGGUUACACGGGGCUUGUCAAUCUUGGAAAUAGCUGCUACCUGGCAGCCACUAUGCAGGUUGUGUUCUCAACACACUCCUUCUACACACGGUACUACAAGAAUCAAACGUUGAAAACGGCUUUUGCGAUGGCUCCUGCUGAUCCCACUGUAGACCUGAAUAUGCAGUUAACAAAGCUGGGACAUGGUUUGCUGUCUGGUAAAUACUCUAUUCCAUCUCAUGAGGAAAAGGAUCAUACAAAUACUUCUACACCAACAGCGACUGCUAAACAAGAGGGGAUACCACCUCGUAUGUUCAAAGCUGUUAUUGCUGCCAGUCAUCCUGAAUUUUCUACCAUGAGACAGCAGGAUGCCUUGGAGUUCUUCCUACAUUUUCUUGAUCAAGUUGAACGAACAAAUGGUGGGAAACCUGAGCUUGAUCCUGCAAGGUGUUUCAAGUUUGGUGUUGAAGACCGUAUUCUGUGCUCAUCUGGAAAAGUUGCUUACAAUAGAAGGCUUGACUAUAUUCUUUCUCUAAAUAUCCCAUUGCAUGAAGCUACUAAUAAAGAGGAGCUUGAAGCCUUUCAUAAACUGAAAGCUGAAAAAAUUUCAGAAGGGAAGGAAGUAUCUAAUGAUGAGGUUGUACGUCCAAGGGUGCCUCUAGAAGCAUGUCUUGCCAGCUUUUCAUCUCCAGAAGAGAUACAUGAUUUUUAUAGUACUGCGUUGAAGACUAAGACAACAGCUGUCAAGACUGCUGGUCUAACUUCGUUCCCUGAUUAUCUAGUUUUGCAUAUGCGGAAAUUUGUUAUGGAAGAGGGUUGGGUGCCAAAAAAGCUAGAUGUCUAUGUAGAUGUACCAGAUAUUGUAGAUAUUAGUCACAUGCGCAGUAAGGGAUUUCAACCGGGAGAGGAGCUGUUACCAGAGGGUGGUCCUUGGGAUGAGGCUGAAUCCAAUAAACCUGUUGCCAAUGAUGAUAUUGUUGUGCAGCUUGUUUCGAUGGGUUUUAGUCAUCUUCAUUGUCAGAAGGCUGCCAUCAAUACCUCUAAUACUGGAGUGGAGGAGGCAAUGAAUUGGCUACUUUCUCACAUGGAUGAUCCAGAUAUAGAUGCUCCUAUAUCCCAAGGUGGUGAAACAGUGGUGGACCAAUCACAAAUUGAUGUGUUGCUUUCAUUUGGAUUUCAAGAAGAAAUUGCCCGGAAGGCUCUUAAGGCAUCGGGCGGUGACAUUGAGAAAGCAACAGAUUGGAUUUUCAACAAUCCUGAUGCUUCUGCUGCUUCUGAUACGGAUGCUACAACAUCAAACACAACUACUGUGGCUGAUGUCGGGCUACCUGAUGGAGGAGGAAGAUACAGACUUAUAGGAAUUGUUAGCCAUAUCGGAACCUCUACUCAAUGCGGCCACUACGUAGCUCACAUUUUCAAAGACGGGAGAUGGGUUAUUUUUAACGAUGACAAGGUUGGGGCUUCCAUUAACCCUCCCAAGGACAUGGGGUAUAUAUACUUCUUUGAGAGGCUUAGCAGUUGAGAGGCUUGAAAUUUAAAGACAACGCAAAAGAGGUAGGAAAUAAUAGUGGAGUAGAGAUAGUGGACAGUUUUGCAGAAAUUCAGCAACAAACUAAUUAAUUAUUCAUGUGCACUUUGGUCUGAUGUAUGUAGCAUGGGAUUUUGGGGUGGCCCUUGUCCUGGGAUGAUAUUGAUUUCCUAUAAGCUACAUUGUGUUUUUCUUGCUGCAUUUGCUGGGUAUAACUAUCUCUUCA